Molecule: messenger RNA, 401 nt
Organism: Staurois parvus
Lineage: Eukaryota; Metazoa; Chordata; Amphibia; Anura; Ranidae
Source: the annotation of a GenBank genome assembly
AUGCAGACUGCUUUCUACAGACAUUUGUGAAAGAAUGGGUCACUCUCAGGAGCUCAGUGAAUUUAAGUGUGGUAUCAUGAUAGUCCAUCCGUGAAAUUUCCUUGCUACUAAAUAUUCCACAGUCAGCUGUUAGUGGUAUUAUAACAAAGUGGGAACAACGAGCCACGUAAAAUGACAGAGCAGAGUCACCGCAUGCUGAAACGCAGAAGUCUCCUACUGUCUGCAGAGUUGAUAUCUAAAGACCUCCAAACUUCAUGUGGCCUUCAGAUUAGCACAACAGUGCGUAGAGCUUCAUGGAAUGGGUUUCCAUGGCCGAGCAGCUGCAUCCAAGUUUUACAUCACCAAGUGCAAUGCAAAGCAUUCGAUGCAGUGAUGUAAAGCAUGCCACCGCUCCACUGUAG